AUGCCGCUUCUUCUGAUCCAGUACAGACAGAAGGAUGUCGAUCGCAUCACAGGUGAAAACCAGCACCGUCUCUGUUGUACCGCAGCAGCAAGACUUUUAGAGUCAGUCGGUAUUACCGAACACCCGAUCUUCAGCUUUAUAUCGGACGGACCUCAUGUGGUUCUAGCAAGUGCUUGGGCAAAGGAUGAGACGGUGCAUAUUUUUGAGAGGCAUCUGUUGUCAUUUGACAUAUCGACUGCCAUCGGGGCGUGGCACUACGCAACAGUACUCGCACGCAUCGCCAUCAUUUAUGGCCCAAAAUUAUCGGAUCGAUUUGCUCAGGUGGAAAGCGACCUUAUUCGGCGUGUCGAAACCGAAUCUCCAAGCUUACGUUGGAAACAAACGCACGAAGUGGAAGUGGAAUAUGUCACAGACGCAGGGGCGGAGAAAAGAUAUACUACGGACAACAACAUCCCAAUCAAGUAA
Messenger RNA from Postia placenta MAD-698-R-SB12, 465 nucleotides. RefSeq lists its product as hypothetical. NCBI's taxonomy places the organism in Eukaryota, Fungi, Basidiomycota, Agaricomycetes, Polyporales, Adustoporiaceae. Bases 1 to 465 code for a protein of 154 amino acids. The record is from RefSeq and is a predicted model, not a curated record. The transcript is spliced from 2 exons.